AUGUCGUCAUCUGGAGCAGACGUUUCCCAGGACAGUAUCCUGAGUCCUGGGACACACUCCAGGAUUUUCGAGAACGAACAGAAUGAAACGGUAUACCUGAGUAAUAAUUGGCAACUGUACUGGGAAUGCUGCUCUCUUCUUUAUCCAAAUGCGCCAUGCAGACUGGCGUCCCCCUGUCGAAAUGGAGGGGUCAAGUCACAAGAUGGCGCUCGGUGUAUUUGCAAACCAGGUUGGAGAGGAUCAAGCUGUCUGGUACCAUGCGCGGCAGGGUUCUACGGACAGGGGUGUUCAAGGAGGUGCAAGUGUGGCAGAGGAGCAGAGUGCGAUCCCAUGUCAGGGGUGUGUUCAUGCUUGGAUAGAGACAGGUGUGAAUCUCGGUGCCGUUGGAACUUCUGGGGUACAUCAUGUCAGCAUCGGUGUAACUGUAAGACUGGUUGUCAAUGUGAUGCAGAUACCGGAGAGUGCAUCUGCAGAUCUAGAUCUCCAAGAAAUCGGGUGUCAAGUCCGGCAAAUAUGUACCUAGCCACCUUAACCCAGGCAGGUUUCCUGAAUGUCUGUGGUGGAGAGUGUAUGAAUGGCGGUACCUGCAGGACCAGUGGGGUGUGUAGAUGUCGUAAUGGAUUCAUCGGGACAUUCUGCGAGAACACCUGUCCCGAAGGCUCCUAUGGUCGGAACUGUCAGGAGACCUGUCAAUGUUCAUCCACGGCCGAGUGCCUACCCGAAUCAGGGCUUUGUAUGUGUCCAGGUUAUGCAGCAUCUCAAUCAGGCGGUUACGAUGACAGCGACGAGGACGAGUCCGACUCCGAAUACGAUGAGGACUCGUCCGAUAGUGAGUUAAUGAACCAUGUGUCAUCAUCAUACAGUAUGUACCACUGCACGGGACGGUGUCCGGUCGGGAAAUAUGGACCCUACUGCAUGCAGACCUGUAAUUGUCCCGCGGGACUUCUCUGUAAUGACGUCAGCGGGAACUGUGAAUGUCCCGAAGGUGAGGUGUGCGACGGAUCAGGCGGCACGACAACACAGAGAAAUCCAGUGGUGACGUCACCGCCUAAACGUAGAUUGCCAGUGACAUCGUCUCCAGCAGCAGCCAAUCCAGCUAACCCGGCUAACCCAGGCAGAGGAUCAUCAGGGACAGCGCCCGCUGCGUCCGGACCACGUACAGGCACUGGUACCGCAUCAGGCUCAUCAUCCUGGUCAUCUUCCUCAUCAUCCAGUCACUCUGUAUCAGCGACCGGGAGCAAGUAUCCUGCAGCGGAUCCAAACGACGGCACGGGCACGAGCAAGGCGGCGAAGCCCGAGAUCGCUCUCCAAGGCGACAAUACGGCGACGUCAGAGGAGAGGCUUGGUAGAGGAGAAACCCUGACAUUGUGGGCCGUGAUCGCGGUAUCUUCCCUAUUGUUGCUCGUUGUCGCAUCCGUUCUCAUCGCCAUCCUCAUCAAACGACAACACCGGGGAUCAACCGUUCAUGUAGAAGGAUCACACAAGAAGAGACUGGAAGAUACUAACGUCUAUGAGAUUGUCGAAUCCACCAAUGGUCCAUACAGAAGCAAUAGCAAGACCAUAGACAAGCUCGCAAAGAAAGCCCGGGAACGUGCCGAAUCCUUCAAAGCCCAGGAAAGCAUUAGUUCCAUCACCAAAGAGAUAUACCUUCUACGUACAUCGUCACUAAGCAACAUGUCUACCUUGAAUGUUCCAAGGAAAGACCACAAGGCAACCGAACUCUUUGCAAAUUGGGCCAACAGUCUCCGUCUUAACAAAUCCACCAACUCACUCAAUGAAGGAAGCUCGUCACCAGGCUCGUCUCGAAGUAGAUCGAGCUCCAACACUGUGACGAAGCCGUAUGCCACCAAGACAGUCCCCCUUGAUAAUGACUUUGAUGACUACGCAGAACCGGUGGAUCAUGUUUCAACCUUGAGCAAAGAUUUCCAACCUAAGAGGCCUCUGACAAUGACGAAUUCGGAUUCCAGGAGCAGCGAUCGCGGUUAUCAAUCAAUGUACACAUCUUCCGGUUCGAACUCCUCAUCGGACAGGACAUCGGCAGUUUAUAAGCCAACAGAAGAUAGUGAUUAUGAUGAGUUGGAAGAGGAAGUGGUAGACCAGGAGAAGAUCAAGCACUUCCGGUUGACGAGAUCGUACACGUACUCGGCCCCGUCUAAGGAUCAGAACGGAGAAUAUAGUUGUUUGAAUAGAGGUUUGAACACCAAUAACAGGCGUGGUCCUGACGAUAAGCGGAAGACGUCGCGAGGAAACACUGGAUACUGCAGUGCCGUAAAGACAGCAGAGACUGAUGGCGAGUACUCACAUCUCAAUCGAUCAGCAAAGAGACUAACCCAUAUUCCUACCAGGAGGAUUCAAGCUCCAACCCUACGCCACGACGAUGAAGACGACUAUGAUUACUUAGAAGCAAAUAAACCAGAACCGAACACGACAAAAGGCAACGGCAAUGUCCACAAGAAAUCUGAUGGCAAAGUGGAUACCCGUAAGAACCUUCCAGGAGAUGGAGGGUAUGACUUACUCAACAGACCAUUCAGAGCCAACAACGAUCAGUAUGAAUCCAUAUGGCCUGGUAAAAAGUGAACUAUCGUCGGGGUAAGCUUUAAAGGAGCUAUAUCAACGCUCGCAUCUCGUUGAUAGACAUGUAAGCCUUUAAAAUGGCUCGAAGGGAGGUAUUUGUGCAUUUUGGUGCCAUACUGGAUGUACUGGAGGACAGUAACGCUGUGCGCGUAAGAAGCGAAUACACUUGAGGAAGAACUCAUCUCCAUAAACUUCGAUGGUGUCGAAUAUUAACACCAACAAAUUUGGAAGGAACUCGAUUUUGUAUUGUUUGCACAAAAGAAUUUAAAAUUUUCAAAAGUGGUAACCAUUCAUUAGGAUAUACAAUUUGGCUUCAAUCUUGUAUGGUUAUCAUAGCCGUUGUGCAGAUUAACAUCGCCACCAUCCGCGGUAUUCCAUCAGCAUGUUUCCUUUAAUUCUUCUCGUUCUUUUUGAAAUUUUAUUUGGAAAGGAAGAAAGUUUUUGUAUUAAUGCCAGAAAGAUGGUGAACAGUUAUGAUUUUCUACACUUAUUUCGGAAGACAUUUUUCAUGUGUUUUUAGUAAGAUGAGUUUUAAAGGAUAUGAAAGCAUGGCAUGUAAGAGAGUCGGAAGAGUCUCUUACCCCACAACCAAAUGAAUUUUCUAAUGAAAAUAUAGGCUGCAACUGAUGGUAAUUGUUGCUUAAUGAUGAAAACUAAGAUAUUUUAAUGUUAACAUUUGAAUAAAGCCCAUCGCACACAUUUUGGCCGGUCAUGACAUAUUCUUGUCACGACUGGCAUUUUAAAUAUUUUUUCAUGAAAAUACAAAGAACUAAUAUUAUAUUAUUUGAGGUUGAUAACAGUAGUAGGAAUGCCUUUUUUUUUACUGCAAAGCGUCAGUUGUAAUACAAGUUUCAAAUCAUUCUCCCUACGAUUGGGAAUCGGUUCCGCUGUUAUUCCAAAUAGGGGCUUCUAAAUAGCCUUGAAUUUCAAGUUGAAUAUACUAUAGUUAUGAACUUUGGUUAGUAUGAUUCACUUUGUCUGAAAAUUCAUAUAAUGUUUAAUAUUCUCUUUUCCUUAAAAAAAAUCUUGACGAAGUCCGAUCCGUGUGCAACGGGUUUAUGACAUCACAGUUGACCUUAUAGUAAAUAUAUGUUACAUAGAAAAUGACGUUUAGGGGUAUCCAUAUUCGGUAGGACAAUGCAACUGUGACGUAUUAAUAAUCAGUUAAUUGGAUAUAUAAAGAUUGCCAACAUACUACAUAGCAAUAUGAACAGAAAGAAUAGCAAUAAUUAAGUCAUGGGCUCGUCUUUAUCAUUAAUUUGAUUGAGUUUGUGUGCAUAGCUGCAACAUGUUUUAUAUAGCAACCACCGAGUAGGCGAUAAAAACACGCUUGAGAAGUGCAAUUAUUAACAGACUUUUCUUUCAUACAUUUUGUGUAUAUUAUCAUCAUCAGUGUAUAUAUAUAUCGAGCGAAAUGCAAUCAUUUUUAUUUAUCAGAUUAAAGAGAUGCACAUGUUUCUUGGAGAAAAAAUAAAUGUUGUAAUUGAAAGAUUAAUGUAUGUACUCAAAUUAUAUUGUUAAUAAAAAAAUUAUAUCUUCGAUGACAAA
Messenger RNA from Lytechinus pictus (painted urchin), 4122 nucleotides. RefSeq names its product protein draper-like. The coding region runs from base 1 to 2577 and encodes 858 amino acids. Gene Ontology annotation, molecular function: scavenger receptor activity. The record is from RefSeq and is a predicted model, not a curated record. NCBI's taxonomy places the organism in Eukaryota, Metazoa, Echinodermata, Echinoidea, Temnopleuroida, Toxopneustidae. The transcript has 9 exons.